Molecule: messenger RNA, 1230 nt
Organism: Atta colombica
Lineage: Eukaryota; Metazoa; Arthropoda; Insecta; Hymenoptera; Formicidae
Product: odorant receptor 85c-like
Exons: 5
Coding region: 1-1230 (409 amino acids)
Biological process (GO): detection of chemical stimulus involved in sensory perception of smell; sensory perception of smell
Cellular component (GO): plasma membrane
Molecular function (GO): olfactory receptor activity; odorant binding
Source: RefSeq, a predicted model, not a curated record
AUGCGGAAAUCAUCCUGCACUCAGAAUUCAAAUCCAGUAGCGACCGUUUAUGAUCAUGAGAAAUACGCGAGGCUAAGUAUUCAGCAGAUCCGUUGGAUAAUGAAGUCAAUUGGUAUUUGGCCCAAUUCACUCAAAUCCUCUUCUUCGAUAAAGAAAUAUGUGCGCGUGCUAAUGAACAUAAUUUAUCUCGGUAUAAUGGCUUUUCUCUUCAUUCCGGGCGUCUUCUACGUCGUGCUCGAAGUCGAAGACAUAUACAAUACUUUGAAGUUCAUUGGGCCGUUAUCCUUUUGCCUGAUGACUAUCAUGAAGUACAGCUCGCUGGCCUUUUGUAGAAGAGAUAUCCGUGUAUGUAUCGAGCAUAUCAAAAUCGAUUGGAGGAAUACGUGGUAUCACGACGAUCGCGCGAUUAUGACUAAAAACGCGGAAUUCGGCCGUCGUCUCAUAGUGAUCAACGGGUUCUUCGCGUACAGCGGUGCCAUAUUCUUUCACAUCGCCAUGCCGAUUAGCAUGGGCAAGAUUACAGAGAGUAAUCUGACGUACCAACCAUUGCCGUAUCCGGUCUCAAGGAUUAUUGUCGAUACGCGUCAUAGUCCAAUAAAUGAGAUUUUCUUUUGGACUCAGUUCGUGUCGGCUGUCGUUUCGCAAACCGCUGUGACCGCUACCUGUGGUUUGAUUGCCGUUUUGGCAGUACACGCUUACAGUCGUCUGGAGGUUCUCAUGCAAUGGAUUGUGCAUUUAGUGGACGGGAGAGAGGACUUUUCUAAUAACGUAGACGAGAGGCUGGCCAUAAUUGUGCGAGAACAUGUGCGAAUUUUAUGUUUUAUAGAGUUAACAGAAAAAAUAUUGCACAAGAUAUCUCUUGUGGAAGUUGUAGGAAAUACGCUCAACAUAUGUUUCCUUGGAUAUUAUACAAUUACGGAAUGGGAAAACGGCUUUGCAAUAACAUACAUUAUUCUGCUUAUGAGUUUUGUCUUCAAUCUUUUCGUAUUUUGUUAUAUAGGUGAACUUGUUGCCGAGCAGUGCAAGAGAGUUAGUGAGGUUUCAUACAUGAUCGAUUGGUAUCGUCUAUCAGAAAGGAAAGCUCUAGCUAUUAUACUAAUGAUUGCGAUGUCCAAUUCAUCGGUUAAACUUACUGCUGGGAAUAUCAUUGAGUUAUCUAUGAUCAGUUUCGGUGAUGUGAUUAAGACAUCGAUUGCCUAUUUAAAUAUGUUACGUACACUUACUACUUAA